ACAGUAUAGGUUAAAUAGCAGAAAGCUUUGGACUACUCUAUGUGUGUUAAAUAAAUGAAUCUCAUUUGAAAUGGAAUAACUUCUCUCCUCUAUGCUUUUUAUUUCUUUAACUAUUUCUGUUUUUCUUGUCCCUGGCUAUGGAAAACACAAUAUUUUUUUUGUUUCAAACUAAUGCUGCCUGCUCUCUUUCUGCUUCCCACCUGUUAGGAUUUGGUGGGCUUGAGACUGCAAACUCCACUGCCAGUGGGUUUAAUUUUGGGGGUUUCGGAUUAACUGCCAAUCCUGCAGUGAAUUUUAAUAUUGGGAAUUUCGGUGUGUCCACUACCUCAGCGCCACCAUUCAAUUUUGGUAACAGUCUGGCAAGUGCAGGUGCAUUUGGAGGAUUUGGGACAACUACCACCGCUCCUGGAUCAGCAUUUAGCUUUUCUGCUCCUACCAACACAGGCACCACUGGACUGUUUGGUGCUACCCAAAACAAAGGUUUUGGAUUUGGUACCGGUUUUGGCGCAGCAGGAACUGGUACCGGCCUAGGUACUGGUUUAGGAACUGGGUUAGGCUUUGGAGGAUUCAGUACCCAACAGCAGCAGCCCACAUUAGGUGGCUUGUUCAGUCAGCCCGCUCAGGCACCUUCCCAGUCCAACCAGCUGAUAAACACAGCCAGUGCUCUUUCUGCUCCCACACUCUUGGGAGAUGAGCGAGAUGCUAUUUUGGCAAAGUGGAACCAGUUGCAAGCCUUCUGGGGGGCAGGCAAAGGAUAUUUUAACACCAACAUUGCUCCGGUGGAGUUCACGCAGGAAAACCCAUUUUGCAGAUUUAAGGCUGUGGGCUUCAGUUGCAUGCCCAACAACAAAGAUGAAGAUGGCCUGGUGGUCUUAGUCUUCAAUAGAAAAGAAGUAGACAUUCGAAACCAGCAGCAGCAGCUAGUAGAAUCACUGCACAAAAUUUUGGGAGGAAACCAGACCCUUACGGUCAAUGUAGAAGGUGUUAAAACACUGCCAGAUGACCAGACUGAAGUGGUCAUUUAUGUUGUUGAGCGGUCACCAAAUGGGACUUCAAGGAGAGUUCCAGCCACGACCCUGUACGCUCAUUUUGAACAAGUUAACAUAAAAACAACACUGCAGCAGCUCGGCGUUACCCUCUCCAUGGCCAGAACGGAACUUUCUCCAGCACAAAUCAAACAGCUUCUACAGAAUCCUCCUGCUGGUGUUGAUCCUAUUAUCUGGGAACAGGCCAAAGUGGAUAAUCCUGAUCCUGAAAAGCUUAUCCCUGUGCCAAUGGUAGGUUUCAAAGAGCUGUUGAGACGGUUAAAGGUCCAAGACCAGAUGACUAAGCAGCAUCAGACCAGAUUAGAUAUAAUAUCUGAAGAUAUUAGUGAGCUGCAGAAAAAUCAGACCACAACCAUGGCAAAAAUAGCCCAGUACAAGAGGAAACUAAUGGAUCUUUCUCACAGAACCUUACAGGUGUUAAUUAAACAAGAGAUCCAAAGGAAAAGUGGCUAUGCUAUUCAGGCUGAUGAGGAACAACUUCGUGUACAGUUAGACACCAUUCAGUGUGAACUCAAUGCACCUACUCAGUUCAAGGGUCGACUAAAUGAACUGAUGUCUCAGAUCAGGAUGCAAAAUCAUUUUGGAGCAGUUAGGGCUGAAGAGAGGUACUACAUUGAUGCAGAUCUCUUACAAGAAAUCAAGCAACAUUUGAAGCAGCAACAAGAAGGCCUGAGUCAUUUGAUUAGCAUAAUAAAAGAUGACCUGGAAGAUAUAAAACUAAUAGAACAUGGAUUGAAUGAGAGCAUCCCUAUCAGAGGAGGAAUCUUCAGUUGACUUGUCAUAACCCAUUGUUAGGGGGUAUCAAAUGCAUUACUUUGUUUCAGGGUUCACUUUCAAAGCCUGAAACUGAGCAGGUUAAAAAAAAUGCAUAUCUUAGCUAUAGGAUUUUCAGAAAUUUGGUAUCUGCUGUAAUCUUUUGGACUAGCAAAGACUCUUCCAUGCUUUUCAAACUUGAUGACCUUUGGAAGGUUUAGACUUAUAAAGCUGUAUAUGCUUUCUUAAAAGAAACAAUCUGUUCAGAUACUGUUCUACUACAAAAGUUAUGUACUAUUGUACAUUUUUACAACAGCAUUGUUCUUCCAUGCAAUGCUAAGGCAAUAUUGCCUUUCAAGUUUUCAUUUUUGCAGUGAGUAAAAACAUGAAAGGAAUCUACAUCACAAAAUUAUGCAUACAAAAACAACUAGGCUGUUGCAAACCUGUGCAUUACACUGUAAACAUGUUUAAUAUUUGCUGGGGAAGUUGUGGAUUUAGUGUUUUUAGUGUAAUGUGACUUUUUUUGGACUGCAAGGCUAUAUUUUUAUAUCAUUUUGCUUAUUCAGAAAAUAGAAUAAAAUGUCUACUUUAAACUGUG
This is a messenger RNA of Chrysemys picta bellii (western painted turtle), 2397 nucleotides long. RefSeq names its product nucleoporin 54 (gene NUP54). Gene Ontology annotation, biological process: protein localization to nuclear inner membrane; NLS-bearing protein import into nucleus; nuclear pore organization. Gene Ontology annotation, cellular component: nuclear pore central transport channel; nuclear pore. Lineage: Eukaryota; Metazoa; Chordata; Testudines; Emydidae. Gene Ontology annotation, molecular function: structural constituent of nuclear pore. The record is from RefSeq and is a predicted model, not a curated record.